AAUAUAUAUUAUCUAUGAUGAAUAUACUGCGUUCCGUUAUCUGACAAGUGCUAAUGGUUCAUUAUUAUUAUUAGUUUUUAUUUCACUUGGUGUUAUUACAUAAAAAGCAUUUUUUCCUGGUCUUAUUUAUUUUUUUAGUCUUACUUAUCAUUCGUAUUUGGUUACGUACACGAUUAUAAAUUAUAGUAUUAUACCGUCAGCUGGGUAGGUACCUAAAUAUAAAUGACCAUGAAACGGCCGUUUCAGUCAUCGUUCUACCUUACAGAGAAGAACAAUUUUUUUUUUUUUAAUUUUGAACUUCUUGAACCUUUUUCUUUUUAAUUGGUCUAACUAUAUCGAUGUGAGGAUCAUAAGUAAUUACAAUUCAAUUCCUACAAUAAUCAAGUCUCACAACGAUCAUCUAACUUUGGUCACCUAAUAUCAAAUACACCAUUUAUUUAUAAAAAAAUUUAUCAGGUUUUAAUAUAUUAUUUGUAAAAUGAGUAUACCCGUAGCAAUUGGCUCCACGUUUUUUGGAUGUAUGAGCAAUGUUGUUUUUUUGGAACUUUUAGUCAAAGAAGAUCCCGGCAUAGGAAAUUUGAUUACGUUUGCUCAAUUUUUUCUAAUAGCAUUACAUGGAUUUAUAUUCACUGCCAAAUGUGGUACCAAAAAACCAAGCAUCAGUGUCAAAGGGUACAUGAUCUUAGUAGCGAUGUUCUUUGUAACUAAUGUUUUAAAUAAUUACGCUUUUGAUUUGAAUAUUGCCAUGCCACUACAUAUGAUCUUCAGAGCGGGCUCAUUAAUAGCAAAUAUGGUUAUGGGAGUGAUUAUAUUAAAGAAAAAGUAUACACUUGAUAAGUUUAUUUCUGUGGGUAUGAUCUCAGCUGGUAUUACUAUAUGUACAAUUGUAUCAAGUCAAGAUGUUAAAAAGACUGUUGUACACGGUGUUGUGCAAAACACAUCUGAGUUGGAAGAUUUCUUUUGGUGGUGCUUAGGAAUUGCAUGUUUGACUAUUGCGUUGUUCAUUUCUGCUCGUAUGGGUAUAUACCAAGAAACAUUAUAUAAAAAGCAUGGUAAACAUCCACAAGAAGCUUUGUUUUAUACUCAUUUGAUACCACUUCCAUGGUUCCUGUUUUUAUACUCCAAUCUUAAGGAACAUGCAUUAAUGGCUUUUGAAAGUGAACCAUUGCCAUAUAUAGGAUUUGGCAUCCCGAGUACCAUUGUUUAUCUUACUGGUAAUGUUUUAACUCAAUAUAUUUGCAUAAGUUCAGUUUACUUUUUGACAACUGAAUGUUCGUCGUUGACAGUAACACUGGUUAUAACAUUGCGAAAGUUUGCCAGUUUAUUGUUUAGUAUUUUGUACUUCAGCAAUCCAUUCACUUUGUACCACUGGAUUGGAACUCUUUUGGUAUUUGUUGGUACAGUCAUAUUCACCGAAAUACCACAAAAAGUACAACAAAUGACGGCACCAAAAAAGGCAACAAAAAAGUCAAAGAAAACGAAUUAAGGUUACCCCAUUAUUAUGAUGUUGGAUUAAUGGUUAUUACAGAAUUAUAAUAUACAUCAAAUUUUGUUAAUUUUUAAUACUACUUGUUUAGAAUAAAUAAAAACUUAUUAAUUUAUUUUAUUUGGCAAUAAACUGAAAUAAUUUACAAACAAAUUAAAAGUCUUUGUUCUAAAUUUUGUGGAGAGUUGUAAUGUGAUUUCCUAACUUUUAAAUAUAUACUUAAUUCAACAAUAUAAUAAA
Molecule: messenger RNA, 1726 nt
Organism: Myzus persicae (green peach aphid)
Lineage: Eukaryota; Metazoa; Arthropoda; Insecta; Hemiptera; Aphididae
Gene: Efr
Product: UDP-xylose and UDP-N-acetylglucosamine transporter
Exons: 9
Coding region: 479-1486 (335 amino acids)
Biological process (GO): transmembrane transport
Cellular component (GO): endoplasmic reticulum membrane; Golgi membrane
Molecular function (GO): UDP-xylose transmembrane transporter activity; UDP-N-acetylglucosamine transmembrane transporter activity
Source: RefSeq, a predicted model, not a curated record